AUGAGCGUAGAAGAAUUGAAAAACCAGGGGAAUCAGGCAUUUAAGGCUGGAAAUUACAAGGAGUCCGCCAGAAUAUAUAACAAUGCCAUUAUGCUGGACCCGGGAAAUGCAGUGCUCUAUUCUAACAAAGCAAUGGCUUAUAUCAAAUUAAAAGACUGGAAUGGCACUUUGGCUACCUGUAACCAGGCACUCUCUUCCACCGAACCUGAUGACAAGACCAAAAUCAAACUAUUGUGGAGAAAGUCAAUAGCCUUGCAAGAAUUAGACAGGUUUUCGGAAGCCAAAGAUUCCUUGCAAAAAGCCCUCCAGCUUGAUCCAAAUAAUAAAACUUUGAAGCAGGAUUUGGAAAGCCUAGAAUUAAAAAUCAAAGAACUAGAUGCAGAACUAAUAGAAAUUCCGAUACAAUUCGCAGACUCGCUUCCUCCAAGGUACCUGCCGAAAAAGAAAGCAUUCAAAUUGGAAGAAUCUGAUAUCCCACCAAUGCCUGAACUGGAACGAUUUCCUCGCUCUCCAACUGCAUUAUUCCUUUCUGAGCUUUCAAAAAAACAGCCUAGCGAGAGGGAACAAUAUUAUGAAUACGUGCUUCAAAUAGACAGCUCGGUCUAUACCGGCUUGUUUGAGAGAUCAGGACUAGACUCAAAUUUCUUGGGGUUUUACGUGGAAGCUGCAACAAAUUACCUCGCAUCAUCGGACACUCGAUUUCUAAACAACAUCAUAAAACAUCUACAAGCCUUUGUGAAAACUCCAAGAUUUUCAAUCGCCUCAAUGUUCAUUUCUACAUCUCAAGUUGACAGACUGUUUAACUCGCUCAAGGCAAAAACGGGUAAAGAUUUAAGAUCAAUUUGGACCUAG
Ogataea parapolymorpha DL-1 is the source of this 852-nucleotide messenger RNA. RefSeq lists its product as uncharacterized. Bases 1 to 852 code for a protein of 283 amino acids. Lineage: Eukaryota; Fungi; Ascomycota; Pichiomycetes; Pichiales; Pichiaceae. The record is from RefSeq and is a predicted model, not a curated record. The transcript has a single exon. Gene Ontology annotation, molecular function: protein binding.